Porites lobata is the source of this 9138-nucleotide messenger RNA. NCBI's taxonomy places the organism in Eukaryota, Metazoa, Cnidaria, Anthozoa, Scleractinia, Poritidae. The record is from the annotation of a GenBank genome assembly.
CGGGUGUUCAAAGUGAAUUUGUCUCAAACGACGAAGUCUUAGGCGAAAAAAGUUGGGAAAAAUUCCAAUGGAACCAAUUUUACCAGCAUUUAUUGAUGUUGGAGAGCAGGAACAGGUAAAUUUAAACAAUCUGUUUCAUACAUCUGAUUUGAAAUAAUAUAAGCUUCUUUUAAAUUUCCGAUCCAAAGCAAAUUGACUUUGUCACGUGUCGAAGUGAAAAGCGCACGGUAAAUUUAAGUUGUCCCGAUCUUCAGUAAAACCACCACUUCUUUCAUUUCCUUAUCUUUUCGUUAGUCUGACUUUUUUCAUUAGAUGAUAAAAACUUUAAUCUUUCAACAUAAAGCAUGUAUCUUGUCGAAAAAACGUGUUCCUCAAUUCAUGUGCCUCGAUCGAUGGAUUAAACUUAUUAGGCCUUAGUUAUCUGUAGAUCUUGUACUACAUGUACCUAGACAUCUACAUCUACAGUAGUCUACAUCUACAUUUCCAUGCAAGCUUAUGCAAUUAUAGAUCAUUGCUUUCCUAGAAUGAGGAAUCUUUUCCUCAUAAGUCUUUUGCUAAGUGAUCCCUAAGACGUGCAGUCUGUACCAGAUAUCCCUCCCACAGUGGUUCUUUAUUGACCCUCCCCCAGGACGUCACAAAUCGAUCGAAAUCGAUCAUCUAAAACGUAAUCAAAUAAUCAGUAGUACUCAAUAAUACUCGAUAAUUGUCGAUUGAUUAGUUGUAAUAAUCGAUAAAAUCAAUAAUCACAGAUUUGGCAAGAGUAACUCUUUUUUUUUUCCAUUCGAAGCUGAACUGGCCAGCGGUACGUCUGUUAACUUGUUGAGUUGUUAUGUUUUUUAUGUUUUCAAUAUUUUUCGAUCAAAAUCAUUAAAAUCGAUGGUUUAAUUACUGAAAUUGAUAAAAUCGAUAAUCACAAAAACUCAAUAAAUUAUAAUCGACUACUAUCGAUUUUAAUCAAGUAUCAAAAAUAUCAAUUUGUAACAUCCUACCUCCCCCCUUGCCCCACCCACCCCCUUCCAGAAAAGAAAAAGUGCGUCUGCUCAAACGUCAGCCUCCCACUUGAAAAUCUGUUCUGCCAUCCCUGUGUCUCUGAGCAAGAGGUUUAAUGCCUAAGCAAGUAGAGAUUUAAGAGCAAGUAAAGAGUGAGUGCUUCCUAGCUAAAUUUUCUGCUCUGAUACAUGAACAUUGUAUGUGUAGCCACUAUUGGGACUGAAGAAGCUACAGUCAAACCUCUCCACAAUGGCCACCCUGGGGACAGAAGAAAUUGGCUGUCGUGGAGAAGUGGCCGUUAUGGGGAGGUAGGGGUGUAAUAUGACAGAUUUUUUUGAGGGAGUGCAAGAUGUUUAUUGUGCUCAGUUCAUGCUUACAGUAUCCCAUAAUUGUAAUUCAGUCAUAAAUUAUAUAAUGUAUAGAGAUAAAAUGAAAUGAAAUAAAAAAAGCUUGAGUAAUGUUUUGAAUCAAAAUGUUAACUUGACAAAAUGAGCAAGGUUUGUAACAUUCGCCAUAAGUAUCGUAGACUAUUUGUGCGCAUUGCAGCAGUAUAAAUGGAAGUACACAAUCAAAAUACGAUUGCGACAAUUAAUCAUCAACGCACCAUAAGGAACAACUUUCACGACCAUUCUUGACUUUUUCAUCAGUCAGCUGAUUAAAACUGGCUGUUUUCUAGAGGUUAUUUGGCAGUUGGGGACACUCUUUAGUGGCCAUUGCUGUUGUAGAGAGGUAGUGGUUAGUCAAGGUUCGACUGUUUUACAGGGAACUAAUCCUUAGUUAAAGCUUGACUUUAUUUGUUUCAAUCCAUAUGAUGUAUUAAUUUUCGGCACUUAUGCUUUGGAAUUGUACUUGUAUUUCAUUGAUUGAUAUGAGUUAUAUUUCCUAAAGGCACAGGAGAUUAGAGGUUACCUGAAAUCUUUUGGGGCUGAAAUAAAAGAGGAAAGUACAACUCCACUUCAUGAAGACUUGGAACAGCUGUUGGCAGCCUGUGAUAUCAGUUUUAAAAAUGAGACAGGUGUGUUUGCUUGUAGCUUAUUGUCAGUGUUAACAUUCAAAGACUAGUUCUUAAACCUUUGUUCAAACAGUAUUUGAGGAUACUUUAGAUUUCACAAGCUAAUAUUGUAAAUGUCAUUUAGCUCUAUUUAGAAAGUAUGAAAUGUAGAUUGUACAGCAUCUAGAAGUUUUGUCCAAAAGCUAAGUUUUCCUUGUCACCCAAGGCCAAUGUAAAUUACCAGAUCAAGAGUCCACCAAUGACUUACUAGUGCUACAGUAGUAAGGAUGCAGCCCUGCCUCUCCUCUGUCAGUAUUAUCUUAAUAUAAUUAUUGUAUGUGACUGAAUAAUGAAAUACCACUCAGUUUAUUGAAACCCUUCACUCCUAGAACAGGGUUGUCAAAACUCCUUUGAAUGCGUGACAUAUGAACCCCUACUUGGCGAAUUGGGAGGCUACUUCCUAGAACAUUUCUUUAUGGAUGGAGAUUUUUGCUGGCUCCACCUACUUGGUUACUUUGACAACUCAGCCAUCUACUUCAAAACUUUCUGACAACCCUUUAUGGAUGGAAAUUUUUUAAAUCAAAAUAUCCCUGGACUUCCAAAGAGUUUUUUAUUUGAAUGACAACUCAGGCCAUCACAGACUUCAAAACUUUCUGACAACCCUGCUAGAAGUGCUCUAAGGAAAAUUCCACCAAAUUUCAUUUUUUAAAAUGCUAUGUGAAAGUUCUUCCAAAGUGUAGAAACCCUUUGUGUAACUGCAUACAUGUAUUAAAAUACAAACAUCUGAACAACACAACUAGUUAAGUGAAAAAUACAAAAGCUAUAAUUUAUUAAUUUUAUUGAUUAUUAUUUUGAUCUUUUAAGAACUUGAAGGUGUGAUGAACAGUCUACUGUCCUUGAUAUUGGUGGUUACAGAAAACAGAGAUGAUUUAAUCAGGAAAUUCUGCAACAAAAUUGUUGAAGCUAACUCAGAAGAGGACACCUCAAUGAGUAGACUAAGAAUGUAUGUUAAUGACACUGUAAAUGGACAAUCCUGCCUUUUUUGUGACUACAACGUGUAUAUUGAGCAAAUGUGAUUGAAUUAUUUAGUUUUGUGAUGACUUUGGCAAUAGAUAAGAAUUGUUAUUUUUUAUUAAUAAAUAUUGAUGAUGGUGUAAACCAGGGUUCUCAAUAGAUUUUUAAGUAGGAGGUGAUCACUGAUAAAGUAGGAGGCUCUUCAGCAAAGCCAGAGGUGUCAAAACAAAGCAAAGAAAAGUAUCUAUAAAUUUCUUGGUUAAACACAAUAAAUUAUAUACAUGUUGUGUACAGAGUAUCUGUAUUUCUUGGUUCACUGUAUGUCAUAGUAUGCCUGGAAAUAAUCAACGCAUCCUCACAGAUUCCAGGUCUUUGAUAGGUGUUUUCUAAUCUUAUGUAGAUGUGCUUGUAUCUCUAACCUGCACUGCAAUUGCUACUUUAAACAAAUACAUGUAGUUUGCGUCAAUAUAUUAUAUUCUAGUAUCAUUGUUGAAGCCUAAAGUCCAUGCCUAUUUUUGUUACUAGACUUAGUAUCUUGUUGAAUUGGCUUCAUGAGAGAGACCCAGUCAGAUAUGAUGUUUACUUCACACAAAUCAAGGUGGCAGGCAAGGCCGGAUUAAUUGAUCACAUUGCAGUGCCUUUGGAGCAGGUACAAUAGUUUUAUGUUUUGUAUAAUUUCUAUUACUAGAGUAACUUUUCCUCUUUUAAUAACCAGUUCUCUCUGAGGUCAAUGUGUGGCAACAACAACAACAAUCUUUAUUAGUACUCACUCUUGCUCAAAAAUAAAAUACGACAAUGAAAAUAUUAAAAGUGAAAAUUAGAGUACUGGCCGCCUGGAAUAACCAGAGUAUUAGUACUCUGCGGGGUUGUCAUGAAAACUUCAAGUUGCUGAGAAAAUGGUACAAGUAGGCGGGAAAUCAACUGCUUAGGGAUCUUGUUUGGUUUUAUUUUAUUGUACAUGUAUUUUCCUUCAAAAGUGGGUGAGUUUUUUUUUUUCUUGUACAUGUAUUUUCCAUCAAAAGUGGGUGAGUUUCAAAUAGAAUAGCUGCAGGAAAAAUUCAAUGUUGAUAAUGUUAACACUGAUGUUUUUUGUAAGGUCAAAUCCUGGUUAAAGAUGUGGGAAGUUGAUGGUGAAAAGGCACGAAAAAUGUACAGACUUCUUUUUGAUGCUCUGACAGAAGACAGACAGAGGUAGGUCAAGUUACUGUAGCUUUGUGACAAACAAAAUCAUUGUCAGGUUUUUAACCUCUUCUGAUCCUGCCCACUCUUGUAACUCCCAUGAUUCAUAUCACUUCAUGAAAUUAAUUCAAAUAAAAUCCUGAUUUCUAUGUUUUUGUAGAGUAUGCAAAGCUAUAAAAACACUAAUGCGAAUGCAUAUACUAUGAUUGGUCUUACACAUUUUGCCAUGCAGCCUUGUCCUAGUUAUAAUACAGACUGUCCAACCAUUGAGUACACUGUAUGUAAAAUCGAGAUACUUUGUAAUUGCCGAAGAAUCACGUGAGCACCAACGGGGCACCAAAGGGGUCAGCGGUCAUUGAGCGAGAUGGCCGCGAAAUUUAAAGCUCUGUGUUGAAGAGAAAUUAAAUUAAAGUUUCUUUUCCAGGGGUUCUGCAACUAAGAGGGCAUUCUCCCCAGAAAAAGAAUGCAGAAGUAUGUGCUUUUUUUUGAUGCUUUGAAAUUUUUACCAUAUAUUUUCGUAGUUUAUAGGGUUUAUACUUUUCUCUCUUUUAACCUAAAUAAAAAGAAAAUAUGUAAUUAAAAUUUCCCCCUCUAAAUUGAUUGUCAUUUAUUUACAAAUAGCAUCUUUCUUUUUUGUUUAUAAAUGGCUAAAAUAAAUAAAUGGAGAAAAAAAAUAAACAAAAUAAACAAAUAAAACCAAAAUUAUUUUAUUUUAUAUGUUGAAAUCUUGAUGCUUUGAAUACCAUUUCUUGUGCUCUGAGAAGAAAAUAUGUCUAAAAUGUUCCUUAAAUUGAUUGAUAAAUUUAAAUUGAUUGACUGAUUAAAUUGAUUGCAUGGCUUUGCAUACAAGUACUCAAUUUUAUUAUAUAUUUCACGCAGUUUUUUAAAUUUUUGGGAUAUCAGUUUAAGUUUAGUAUAUUCUGUUAGGUGUUCUUGUAUAAGUUUCAGAAGAAUUCUUUUGGAAAUACAAUAAUGAUAAUAAUAGUAAUAAUUUAUUUCUAGUGCAUUACAGUAAAUCUCAAUGCUCUUACAAUAUAAAAAAUGUAUAUCAAAGCAAAAAAAUACAAAAAUUCAAGAAUAAAAUUAAUGUACAAUCCUAAUUGAAACCUCAAAAUUGAAUAAAAAUGUCUUAAGUCCACUUGUCUUAUCACAGAGCGAGCAAUAUAAUUCACCAUAGCUAUACUGGGUUAAUGCAGUAGGUAGCAAGAUGAAAAAAAUGCACAAAUUCUAGUGGUUUGCAUCUUUUCUCCUUCUUUUGUACAGUGAAGAAGCAACCAAAGUAAUGGUUGAGCUUCUAAGAACAUACUCUGAUGAAAAUGCUUCUGAAGUAAAGGAUGAUGCCAGGAACUGUGUGGUGAGCCUGCUGGGGAGACCAAACGUUUUGAUAAUGGACUUCCUCCUUGCCCUUCCUCCAGUAGCUGCAUUACAGGGAGAACCAAUCUACCAGGUACAUGUACACAGGGUUCGUAAAAGUCAUGGAAAAACUGGAAAGUCAUGAAAUUUAGACAUUUCUAGGAAGCCAUGCAGUUUCAAAUUUCAUUUUCCAGGCCUGGGAAGGUAUGGUAUUCAAUUGCUAGUUCUGGAAAGCCAUGGAAAAUUUAAGUUAUGUUUUGUAGGUUAGUUACUACAGAUUUCAAAGCCAGGACAAUGUAAGGUAAAGAAGUGUAAUUAAACAGCAUGAGUAGCGCACAUUUAAUUUUGUUAGACACCAGAGUUUUUGUCUUUGGGACUGAUUAAGACUGGCCAACUGAAAAAAAUACCCUAAAACAAGGAAGGGUUUUUUUUUAAUGUUCCUAAGCAUUACAUAAUUAUAUCCUCCUUUUUAUGAGCUUGUGUUUUAUGUUACAGCUGCAGUGAUAUUAGGAGGAGGAAUUUACGCUUAUAGCUGUUGGGGCUUAGAAGAGCAGGAGAGCACUUUUUUAGCCUGUUCUUAAAAACCUUUAUAACCGUUUUUUGAUUCUUGUUUAGUGUUAACGGCAUAUUUGUUACCAUAAAAAGUUAUCAUGUUUUAUUAUGUGUUUAAGCUUCUUAGUAUAUUUGUUUCUGGGCGGCUGUCUGACUACAGCACCUUCUAUGAAAAGAACAAAGAAUUUGUGGAUUCUUCUGGUAAGUUUAACUCACACUGUAAAUCUUUUCCUAUUGAAAAAACAUCAUCAAUUGAAUUCUAAAAAAUAUGGCCGGUUUCGUUAUUUAAGGCUACAGUAUAUUUGGGCACUGAAACUGUUUCCUGUUGUCUGUUGCUAUAUGGAUGGCAAUUAUGGACAUUGCCUGCGUGCAGACGUCUCCUAUUUCCUUUGUUGCACGCGGAAAAGGGUCCCUUUUCCACGUGCAACAAAGGAAAUAGAAGACGUCUGGACGCAGGCAAUGAUGGAGAUGGAUUUAUUAACUUAAAAAAAAUUGGGCCAAGAAUCGGCCGACUUCUUGGUUUGCGAUUUCGUUGAUGGCUAGAUGGUUUGGUGGCGAGAUGAUCGUAAACCAUUUGAUAUAUUUAUAGUAAGUAGCAAAAUAUGAUAAAGGUACAUCCAGAUCUUUAAUUUUUUUGCCAGGUUUGUCCCAUGAAAACAACGUACACAAAAUGCGAGUUUUAACAUUCAUGUCCCUUGGCGAAUCCACAUCAGAAGUGAGCUUUGACGAUCUCUGCAAGGAGCUUAAUAUUGGUACUGAAGAAAUUGAGGACUUCAUAAUUGAAGGUUUGUUUCAUUGUUUUUCAAUGUUUGUUUUCAUUCGCGCUGAUUAGCGGAAAUCUGACAGCUCAAUUGACGGGGAGCCACAGGUGAAUUGGAGGUGGAAUUCAAAUUCCAGAGACAUAGUUGCAUAUUCUCCUUCCUUUUUCCCAGUAAACAUGCACCGUUCUAUACCUCUUAUUUCACUGGUCCCGUUUAAUCUGCACUUCCAUUGUUUUCAAGGAUAGGGCAUCGUUAUGUGACAAUCCCUAUUGUUUUCCCAGCCAAUCAAAAACAAUCUUUCAAAUAGGUGCGGGAUCGCCCCUUUCCCGCCCCGCCGCCAGAGUGCCCCGGGAAAGCUUGCUCGCAGGCUAAAGGAAUUCGGUAUCCCUCUAACAAUUGGAAUCUGGAAUCUGGAAUCCACCUCAUGGAAUAAUCCAGAAUCCAAAGACUGUUUUGGAUUACCUCUCAUGGGGCGAAUAGUUUGUUCAUUUGUUUGUUUUGUAUCUAUCUUUAGGACCCAGAGAACUGUCCGUAAUUUGGGGAGUUGUCCUCUGAGCUUUUCACUGUAAUAGUACUCCGUAUAUUGUUCGUUUUUUAUCAGAACAGGCCCUGGUUGUUCAAAGGUUUGAUAGCACUAUCCACAGGAUAAAUCACUAUUCAGCCAAUUAGCCUGAGGAGAACCAGCUGCACUAUCCGGUGGAUAGAGGUUUAUUCGGUGAAUAGCAUUACCCACCUUUUGAACAUCCGCGGCCUGCUCAAAAAUCGCAGCAAAUUUUCAUGCGCAGCGACAAGAAUCACCUCGCGCGUGUAUCAGCAAAGCGGAAAUUUUUGGUGUAACAGUUUUGUUUGUUUUCUGUCUUUCAGCUCUUCGUUCAAAACUUAUCCGUACAAGGAUAGACCAAGUCAACAAAAAAGUCAUCAUCAGGUACCAACCCUUUAAAUUUGUUAAUCAAAUCCUCUCUGCUCCUUUUGUAAGAAAUAUAUUGACAUAAUAGAGGGGAACUUAGAUUUUGAUUUUAAGAUACUGAGCUAAACAGGGGGCUUUCUCCAUCCAUAGCCGGAUAGCCCUCUGCUCUUUGAUCAAGUCGAACUAAACUACUUUCUCAAUGUUGAGCCUCAGUCUGGGUAUUUCCGACGAAAGAGAAGUCGCGAUGAUGGCUAUUUAAGAAGCGACGAUCUUAGAGAUGAAAACGGUGAUCGCAAUGCCAUUUCAAUCCAGUUUGACAACGUUAGUCGUGUGAUGUUUGCUCAUUUUCUCUUUUCCGUCUUCGUUUUGGUUCCGCUGAGCUCGCUAAUAGCCUUACCACGAAACGCAAUUCUUGAUCUGCGACGAUUUCGCCUGAAUAACCAACGAUUUGAUGGAAAGCACGCGACGCAAACGACGUCACUGCACAGGGUACCCAUAAAGAGAGUCAAUGUUCGUAGCCUGAGUAGCAAGCGUUUCCGUUUGGUUUCGGGGCAAAGUAAAGACCGAGGAACGAAAUUUUCGGGUUUUAGCCGCGCGAGAAAUGGUCGCGCGGUCUUUGACUCUCGUUCCUCGUAACUGCACGGAAACGUUUGCUACGCAUGUAACAAUGUUCGCGACCUUUAGAUUUGUUAAUAAACUACUGCCGACGAAGUUUUCAACCAAGUUCGUUUGCAGGUUACAAUGUUCGGGACCUUUAGAUUUUUUAAUAAACUACUGCUGACGAAGUUUUAAACCAAGUUCGUUUGCGUUAGAUAGUCAGAUUUCACAGCAACUGUAUUCUUUAAGUAUCUCUAAUUUCUGAUUAGCAACAGCAAAGGUUGAUAAGCUCUGCGGACAAAACUGAUUCGAAAUCCAGAUUCGAACUGGUAUUCAGUCUCGUAUCCGACCUUCGAUAUGAAGGUUGUCUUACGUCAUGCCAGUAGCCUGCAUAGCAGUCGUCUCUCCUUAUCUUUAGCCAAGUGUUUGAAGUUUGGAAGACGCGCAAGGCAAGAGGUAAAAAGAAGCAAAACAAUUUGGAUCCUGGGGGUGGGGUGGGAGAGGAAAGGAAAUGCCUGUGGUGCCAGCAUAUAAAAAAAUCGCCGUAAGUCACCAAGUUGAACUCUUCAGUUUGGGGUAAACUAUAAAGAUGUUGGCCUUCUCCUUGUUUCUUACCAACGCCCCAUUCUGUUUACAGCUCUGCAACUCACCGAACAUUUGGAACCAAUCAGUGGCAAGAACUGCGCUCUCGCUUGGAGGACUGGCGGCAGAAUCUACGGAGCGUGCGCACCAGCAUGCAGUCUGUUGUGCCCAAUGUAGAUGUCUAAAUUAAGCUAAUAAAAGUUUUCUGACGG